This is a messenger RNA of Drosophila navojoa, 1134 nucleotides long. RefSeq lists its product as uncharacterized. The record is from RefSeq and is a predicted model, not a curated record. NCBI's taxonomy places the organism in Eukaryota, Metazoa, Arthropoda, Insecta, Diptera, Drosophilidae. Gene Ontology annotation, biological process: sperm DNA condensation; spermatogenesis.
ACAGAAAAUGGGCGAUAGCGCGAUUUUGUUAGCUCAAAAGAGCUUUCUCAGAGGACCCGUGACCAACAAUGGGUUUGUAAACUUUAUGCGAGAUUAUGCUGCGCAGGCACGUGGGUUGGACGUACCUGAUGCAAUAACCGUUGGCAAAAUGUGGAACAGGCUGACCCCAUCUCAACGGAGGAACUAUCGGUUUAUGAAUGUCGAUUGCGAGGAUGGAAAUGAAAGCAGCAAAGAAAGCGAGAAUGGCAGUGAUAAGGCCAGCGAGAAUGAAGACGAGGACAUGGAUGACGUCGAUGGAUGACGCGGAUGAUGCGGAUGAUGAUGACUUGGAUGACGGUUGUUGUCCCAAGAAACGGAAGAAGAAAUCAUGCUGCCCAUCAACACCGUGCUGUCCUAAGAAGCGUCGCCGUAAGCCAUGCUGCCCCAAACCCGCCUGCCCCCCACCGAGUCCAUGCUGUCCGAAACCGAAGCCAUGUUGCCCCCAACCGAAACCAUGCUGCCCGAAGCCCAGGCCACGCUGCCGCAAGCCGAAGCCUUGUUGCCCUAAACCGUGUUGUCCUAAACCAAGGAAACGCUGCCCGAAGCCUUGUUGUCCGAAGCCGUGCUGCCCGAAGCGCAAGAAGCGGUGCUGCGCGAAGCCCAGGCCCUGUUGUCGGAAGCCCCGGCCACGCUGCACAAAGAGAGUCAAAUGCCAGAAACCUGGCCCAAUUACAAACAAUGGCUACUUGAACUUCCUGCGGGCCUAUCGCCGCAAGCACUGCGGGCUCAAACCCAAAGAGUUGGUCAUGAAAGCAGCGCGAGCAUGGUGUAGACUGCCGGAAUGUAAGAAGGAUUACUAUCGCCGCCAGGCUUGCAGAGUUACCAAGAGCUGUCGCCACAAGCGGCGUAGAGUCUGCACUGGAAAAUGAGAAUGCCCUCGGCUAAAACAAUGUUUGCAGAUCUUGUCAACGAUGCUAACUGUUAAAUGUGCUGCAUUUUGUCCCUAGUCUCAAUUAAAUCAUCAUCGUCACAAGUCUGCACCAGCUGAGGCGCUACCAUCCACCUGAAUUUGUCCCAAUGUUGUCUACCAAAACCAUCUGUGAAGUGUGCUGCGUGUCGUCCUACUAGAAAUUGCGUCACCUAAUCUUUUAAAAA